GGCGUCCGGUGGCUUCACUUUUUUCUCGGGCUAUCAGCGAUCCAGUGAAUUCUCGCGAUAUUUCGUGGAAAUAGCGCGAAUUCGACAGGCGCCGGGGGUUUGCUGUUCAAGCUACUUCAACGAGUUAACAUGUCGAAGCGCAAAAGCACGACUGGCGGUGUUAACACAAACAAACGUCCCCGACCCACGGUUGAUGAAGAUGAGGAGGACGAGGAAGAGCAGCAUGUAACUGAAAGUGACCUGGAAGGUCUUGUUUUAAGUAAACGGUUUCAGUGCACUAGUGAUGUGGUGAGUGAUGCAGGAAUUGUGAAGAGCAUCACUCUGAAGAACUUCAUGUGUCACUCUCUCCUUGGGCCAUUUGCAUUCGGUUCCAAUGUCAACUUUGUUGUUGGCAACAAUGGAAGUGGAAAAAGUGCCAUUCUGACAGCUCUGAUAGUUGCCUUAGGGGGGAAUGCGCAAGCUACAAAUCGAGGAUCAUCCUUGAAGGGUUUUGUGAAAGAAGGAGAAAGCGCAGCUGAGGUGUCGAUCACCCUGCUUAACCAAGGAAGAGAUGCUUACAAGCUUGAGGUGUACGGUCCAGCCAUCACUAUAGACCUGAGAAUAACACGGGAAGGCCUGAGAACCUAUAAGCUGAGAAACAAAUCGGGUAAUGUUGUCUCCACCAAAAAAGAAGAACUUGUUUCCAUCUUGGACAAUUUCAACAUCCAGGUUAACAACCCUGUAUCAGUUCUCACACAGGAGAUGAGCAAAUACUUCCUACACUCUAAAGGAGAAGGAGACAAGUAUAAGUUUUUUCUGAAGGCAACCCAGCUGGAUCAGAUGAGAGAGGACUUUGUUUACAUUAAGGCCACCAAGAAAAUCACAAUGGAAAAAGUGGAGGAGUAUGGAGAGUGCUUGAAAGAACUGAAACGUAAAUACCAUGAAAAGGCGGAACGAUACAAGAGCUUGGCUUCUCUUAGUGAAAUGCAGACCAAUCUGGAAGAUCUGCAGAAACAGAUGGCUUGGGCCUUGGUGGCUGAACUGGAGAGAGAGUUGGAACCACUUAAGGAAAAGUUGCAGGCUAACAGACGCUCCACAGAGAAAUAUGAUGAAAAAGUUAACGAAUGGAAGAGUAAGGUGGAGGAAGCUGAGCAGGAGUACAAACAGAUCCAGGAACAGUUGGAGGGAAUCGCUCUGCAAGUCCAGGAGCUCCAACCUAAAUGUGCCGAACUGAAGGCCGAGGCCCAGAAACGCAACAACACUCUAAAGUCCUGUGAGUUCACCGUCAAAAGAUGCAGGAAUAACCUCUUGGAUCUGGAAAAAGACAAAGCUCGACUGAAUUCCCGUAUAAAGGAUUUGACUCUGAGCAUCAGUCAAACAAUAGGAGCGGAGAGCCAAGCAAGGAAAGAACAUAUGAAGCAGAUUACGACUGAGCUGGAAAACAUAAAUCUUCAGAUUUCCACUCUAGGUCAGCAGAUUGACCAGUUUGAACACGCCAGCAGCCUUGCCAAAGAAGAGAAAGCAAAAAUGAAGAGAGAGUAUGAUGCUCUUAAUAAAUCAAUUGAAGCAAACGGGAGGAAACUGCAGACCAUGGAGAGCAGUCGCUCUAACCGCCUUCGGCGUUUUGGAGAACAUAUGCCUGCACUGCUCAAUGGCAUUGAGGAGGCUUACAGAAAAGGCCACUUCAAGCACAAACCUCGAGGACCUCUGGGUUACCUUAUCGGUCUGAAGGACCCAGAGCUGGCUCUGGCUGUAGAAGUAUGUCUUAAAUUCCUGCUUGUGGCCUUUGCAUGUGACAAUUAUGAGGAUGAAAAGGUGCUAAAAGGCCUCAUGAGCAGAGUGUACCCAGCUGGUCAAAGGCCAACCAUCAUAACCAGCCAAUUCCUACAACAUGUCCAUGAUACAAGAAAAAGGGCUGUGAAUCAUCCCCAAUACCCCUCUGUGCUUCAAGCUCUGGAGAUUGAAGACCCUGUUGUGGCCAACUGCCUUAUUGAUCAAAGACGCAUUGAGAGCGUUCUUCUUAUCAAGAAUCGCACAGAUGCCCGAAGAGUAAUGCAGUGCAGGAAUCCUCCCGCUAACUGCACUCAGGCUUUCUCUAAGGAUGGUGAUCAGAUCUACACCAACCGUAAUUAUUCGUCAGACCAGACCAGAGCAAUCUACCUCUCAGGCGAUGUUGAGGAAGAAAUCAGACAUUUACAGAGAGAACUAGAGAACCAGAAAGGCCAGGAAGCCCGUUUUCAGCAACAUAUGAGAAAGUUGGAUGAAGACAUCAGUCAGAAUGAGAAACUUCUAAGAAGAGUAUUCAUGGAGCAAAGAGCUGCCAAAGGCAAGGCCACAAAAAUGGAGCUUGACCUGAAAGACCUACAGAAUGUGGAAGAGCCUCAGUCACAGGACCUCAAGCCACUGGAGGAGGAUCUUCAGGAAGUUGUUGCAAAGAUUUCAUCUAAGCGUGAAGCGUAUGAAGAGGCCAAAAUUAAAAUGGCCAACCUGACAGAAGAUUAUGAAAAAGCAGACCAGGAAUACAAGCAGCACAAAGAACGUAUAAGCACCAUUACUGAGGAGGCUGAUUCAAUCAAGGAAGAGCUCAGCAAAAUUGACCAGGAGGUGAUGAAGUGCAGACAUCACAAGAAACACUAUGAUGACAAACGCAGCGCCCAUCUCCAAAACAUUCAGGCUCUUGAAGCUCAACUCAAGAGCAAAGAGGAGAACCUUGCGGCGUCCAUCGCUAAGGCUUCUGAGAUUUGUCCAGAACGUCUAGAAGUCUGUCGAACUGCAAGAAGUAUUGACAGUGAAAUAAACAGACUCAAAGUCAAGAUCACAACUCAGCAGAAACAACAAGGGGACACUGAGGAGAUUGUAAGGGAAUUCCAUGAGGCUUCAGAGAACUACAAAACCAUGUCUCAACAAAUGAAAUGCCUCAACAGAUUCAUCCAAACCCUGGAUAAGGACAUGAACUUCAGACUUCAGGUUUAUGCUGAUAUCAGAAAGUUUCUCUCAGCUCGUUGUAAAUACUACUUUAACUGUAUGCUGGCUCAGAGAGGCUACACUGGAAGUAUGACCUUUGACCACAAGAAUGAGACCUUGACCAUCUCGGUGCAGCCAGGCCAAGGAACCGAAGAUGGUUUGAGUGACAUGCGUUCUCUGUCUGGAGGAGAGCGUUCCUUCUCUACUGUUUGCUUUGUCCUCUCUCUCUGGGCCAUCACAGAGUCCCCUUUUCGCUGUCUGGAUGAGUUUGAUGUUUACAUGGACAUGGUAAACAGGAGAAUAUCGAUGGACAUGAUGCUGAAGGUAGCUGCCAGCCAGCGCUUCAGACAGUUCAUCUUCCUCACCCCCCAGAACAUGAGUUCUCUUCCAGUAAGCGAAACCAUCCGUAUUCUCCGUCUGAAGGAUCCUGAUCGAGGCCAAAACAACGCACAAAGAAGUCAGGACUAGGAAAAGUAAUCCUGCACUCAGAAGGUUAACCUCCGUUCUCACGAGGCAUUUCAGGUUUUGUAAAAGUUUGUUUUCAGUUUAUAAAAGAGCUACAUUGAUCUGUAAAUAAAAUGUAGGCACUAAACGGU
Cyprinodon tularosa is the source of this 3539-nucleotide messenger RNA. RefSeq lists its product as uncharacterized. Gene Ontology annotation, cellular component: site of double-strand break; Smc5-Smc6 complex; nucleus. The record is from RefSeq and is a predicted model, not a curated record. The transcript is spliced from 27 exons. Gene Ontology annotation, biological process: double-strand break repair via homologous recombination. Bases 130 to 3411 code for a protein of 1093 amino acids. NCBI's taxonomy places the organism in Eukaryota, Metazoa, Chordata, Actinopteri, Cyprinodontiformes, Cyprinodontidae. Gene Ontology annotation, molecular function: single-stranded DNA binding; damaged DNA binding.